This is a messenger RNA of Didymodactylos carnosus, 1839 nucleotides long. Lineage: Eukaryota; Metazoa; Rotifera; Eurotatoria; Philodinida; Philodinidae. The record is from the annotation of a GenBank genome assembly.
CUUAAUGCAUUAGAUCUUGCGUCUUUAUUUUUCCUAGUGAAUUUGUACCAAGAUCUUAAUGAAAAAGUAGAAUUUACAGCAUGUAAUGAGAGAAAGUCCGAUUUGCUGUAUUUUUUUUAAAUAAAAAUUCAACUGCUUAAAAGAAGAAAAAACUAGAAUUAAGAUUUUUAAUUUUAUAACCAAGUUGUUGUUAAUUCUUAAAUUAUCGUUUGUUUUAUACUCUUGUUUACAUAUAAAUAUGAACAUUUCAUUUCUUAUUAAUUUAUUGUUGAUAUUAGUAUAUGUGAAACAUUAUUCUGUACCAUUCUACGAGAAUGGUAUAGAAUACUGUCAUAGGAUUUUUCGACCUGGAGAUAUUUUCUAUGGCUUUUUAUCGAUUAUUUAUGUGUAAAAAUUACACCAUACCUAACCAGAAAACCAAUAAGCAUAUAGAAAACAAUUUGUAAUCCACUAAACUAUUUUUGUUUAAAUUAUGAAAAAGCUUUUACCUAGAAAAAGAAGUUUAAAGUCCUCAGUAAAUAUAUUUUUCGAUUCUACACACAUAGCUUUCUUGUAGAAUGAGUCUUGAAUUUUCAAACGCACAAAACAACAAUUGUCGAUGAAAUGUGAGAAUAGCAGAAACUAGAAUAGAAUAAAAGUGUAUCAUUUGUGAUAAAAAGUUUAAAGAAUACAGUCGAUGUUAAAAUAUGCUUAACAUUUUUUAUUGUUGCUGUAAGAUGUUGUUUGUUAGUCUGAGACUGUAAAUAGAAAUCAUUGUUUAUUUUAGGUGUUCUGAUCAUAUCAGUUUCAAGUAUGUAAUAUUCGCACUUAUUCCUUAAAUUAAAGCGCUUGGCGGUUUUUUCUUUUCACUUGAUCAGCUUUGAUAUCGUUUACGUAAUUCUUUUAUUUGUCGUAUUUGAUACACGAUGAUAGAACUAAAGUGAUGUUACAUAAUCUUUGAUAGUUUUAUACAUAUCAGUCAGAUUGAAAUGAACACAAACAAUGUUAUCAAUGAAUUUCUAUGUGUUAUUAUUCUAUUUUAUUGCCUCUUUUUUCUUGUUAGCCUGUGAAAUAAAACAGCAACCACAUGUUCGUCGAACACGUCGAAUAAUUGGUGGUAAUAUUGCGUGGCCUGGACAAAUACCAUGGCAAGUCUCAAUCAAUGUUAAUGGAGAUCACUUUUGCGGUGGUGCAUUGAUACAUCAACAAUGGGUAAUUAGUGCUGCACACUGUCUUAAAUAUUUUACAUCUAUCGAGAACUUUUUUGUCGUACUCGGUUUACAUUAUUUGGAUAAAGCUGAUCUAAAUGUUCAAGUUUAUCGCGUUGUUGCAUGGUAUCCAUUUCCUCGUUAUGAUCCAUGGGGUGAUCCUGCUGAUGGAAAUAUUACACGAAAUGAUAAUGAUUUAAUAUUAUUAAAAUUAGAAAAGCCAGCUCGUUUAACACAACGUGUUCAACCAAUAUCAUUACCGGAGCCCAUGCAUAGUUUUAAUUCACAAUGUUGUAUAGUUAGCGGUUUCGGAGUUAUCAAAGAAUCGCGACAUAGUACAAUAUUAAAAUAUUUAACUGUUCCGCUUGUUGAUCGUGAUGAGUGUGCUCGUGGUCAUCGUCCAAAACGAAUUAAAGAUUUUCAUAUAUGUGCUGGGUUUUGGAGUGGUGGUAGUGAUGCAUGUUCAGGAGAUUCUGGUGGUCCUUUGGCAUGUUAUGACCAGUCACAAAACGGUAGUCGACCAAUUUUAGCCGGUGUUGUAUCGUGGGGUAUUCGUUGUGCGCUGGAAAAGACAUACGGUGUUUACCAUCUGUUCAAAAAUGACGCAUUGGACAUAAAAAUGAAUACUGGCUCAUUAGAACUAUUAAAUUGA